Messenger RNA from Lycium barbarum (goji berry), 553 nucleotides. RefSeq lists its product as uncharacterized. The record is from RefSeq and is a predicted model, not a curated record. The coding region runs from base 10 to 525 and encodes 171 amino acids. Lineage: Eukaryota; Viridiplantae; Streptophyta; Magnoliopsida; Solanales; Solanaceae. Gene Ontology annotation, molecular function: electron transfer activity. The transcript is spliced from 2 exons.
CUUGUAAAAAUGGCUUUUGCUAAUGCACAAACAUUUCUCUUACUUGUAGUAGUGUUCUCAUCCAUGUUUGCUAUUGGACUAGCCAACUAUGACUUCAACUGGGGGCCAAGAACCUGGAACAAAACCAAUUGCCCUUAUACUAAUCCUCCAAAUGCUACUCAGACCUCCAAUAGAUUCAUCGUUGGAGGUUCGGAAAAUUGGCAUUAUGGCUUCAACUACAUGGAUUGGGCACGAAAUAGUGCUCCUUUCUUUGUUCAUGACACCUUGGUAUUCAAAUAUGAUCCACCAAAUGCAAACGGUACCGGAUUUCCACACAGUGUUUACUUAUUCCCAAAUUACUGGAGCUUCAUUAAGUGUGACUUCAGAAGAGCCAAAAGGAUAGCGGAUCCAACUCAAGGUGCUGGGGAAGGAUUUGAGUUUGUGCUGAAUAAAAUGCAAACUUACUAUUUUGCUUGUGGAGAACACCAAGGCAUACAUUGCAAAACUGGGAACAUGAAGUUUGCUGUUAUGCCUCUCAAACAUUAGCGUUUUUGAAUUAAAAGAGACCAACAGG